GGGGGAGAAGAGAAAGUCUGUGCGUGGGAGGGCUGUGUGUGGGAGCAGCAGUGAGAGAAAGGGCAGGAGAGCUGACUUCCCCCUUUUGGUGAUGAAAGAGGAAAUGCUGGAGAGUUUGUGAGCUCGAUGGAGAUUAUGGAGUCCAGAUGGAGGAUUUUGUGGGGCUGGAUCGAGACUUUUUCGGGCCACAGGGAGAUCUGGCAGCUGCAUGAAAGAUCUGCAGUCUCGAUGGAGGUUUGGGGCUGGAUAGAAAUAUUGGGUUGGUUGGAGGCUUUGGGUCUGAAUGGAGCCUUGUGGGCCUGGAUGCAGAGAUUGUGUCUGCCUGUAGAGAUCAGAGUUGCAUGGAGAUUUAGGGGCUCGAUGGAGGUUUCAGGGGGGAUGGAGAUUUUUGGGGAUGGGUGCCAUUUAUGGCGCUGGAUGGUGGAUGUGGGGACUGAACAGAGUUUUUUUGGGUGGAUGGAUGGGCAGAUGAGUAACAGAGUGAUGGGAAGCAGCCCACACAGCUGGGAAUCUGUCCUCAAGGACAGGGAGAGGAGCAGAGCUGCCAGAUGUGUAAGGCCGCUUUGCUCAGGGCACAAGAGCUCUCCAUCCCCAGUGCAGGCAGUCCGGAAAGGAAGGCAAGAGAGCAGCAUGGCUGAAGCGGGACCUGCUGGUCAAAGUGGAGAGCAAGAAGCAGAUGCACAGGCAGUGUCAGCAGGGCCAGGGAGCCUGGCAGGAGGGUGGUGCUGGUGCUGGUCUGUGUGGGGCUGGGGGCAGGAAGGCCAAGGCCCAGCUGGAACUGGACUUGGUGAGGGGUGCAAAGAAGAACGAGGAAGGCUUCGACAGGGCUGUCAACCUGAAAAGGAAAGCCCAGGAGGGCGAACCCAUCAGUGAGCAAUGCAGGCAGGCUGGAAACAACAGACAAGUAGAAGGCUGACUCCUUCAUGGGGUAUAUGGGUUCUGCACACUGCCUCUGUGUGUCAGUAGAUUCAAUCAGACUCAAAAAUGCUGUCUCACAUUCUGAGAGCAAGGCAAGGUCCAUCCCUUGUUCCUGUCCUUCUAAUUCAGACCGCGGAAUGAUUUCCUGAUCUGAUGGGUCUGGCAGCACCACACACCCUCGCUGAGUGCUAUUCCGUUCAGCAGGGAAUUGGCUCUGCAGGGCUGCCAAUGGCCCCUGCCAGGAUUUCAGCCUUCCAUCAGCAGUGUGUUGAAUGACAGCCUCUCCUUCUGGGCUGUCAGCAGCGCUGCUCCCAACACAGCGCACGCUGUGUGGUUCUGAGCCCAAGGCAUUCCCGGUGGGGAAGGGCACACAGUGCCCCUUUUCAGCUCCUCAGGAACAGGGGAGCAGCCCAGCACUGGCAUUUCCCAGGCAGCCAUGGCUUGCCCAUUCCUGGGCCUGUCCCAGCAUGGAGCUUUCCUGGGGGAGAGCUGAGAGGUCACCUCUGAACCUUUCCGGACCUGUCACGGGCACAGCUUUAUCUACAUAACUCUGUGACACCAGAGAAGCUGCAUUUCUUGAUGUCUCCUUUCUGCCAGGUGGUGACUUCAAUCAUUGCAUGAGCGCUCUCAUCCUCCCUUCUGCACCAGCACUGCAACUCCUCAAAAUGGACCAUGAUUGCUUUCCUCCCUGCAUCUCUCUCUCUUACGUUCCUUCUCUGCUUCUCUCCAAUUUCUCUCCUUUCUUUUCCUCUCUCUUCCUCAUUUUCCUCCCAGUCAUCUUUUACUCUUCUCCUGCAGCAGCCAUGAACCAUGACAGCCCAGGGUUGAGAGCGUGUGGGGCACCUCAACAGACGCAGUGUGCAGAGUGCAUCUCUCCACUUGUCGCACCCCAGGGGGCCCCACAGUGCAACCACCCCUGUGUGCUAAUAUGUCCACAUCAGGAGGUGACAUCAUAUCUUCCUGAAAAAGGGGAACUGACAGCAGCUCUCCGGCCACUUCCUUUCCCCUCUGCAGUCUCACUGUCACAAGCUGCUCCUGCCUUAUGGCACCAUUGGCGGCGGCCCUCAUUCUCAGUGAGUGACCAUGGGGACGUGGUGCCACGGGGGUUGGUGGCACAGUGUGAGACCAGGACCGUGUCCCUUGCAGGUUGGUGGCUGGUGGCAGCGAGCAGGGCACAGCAAGUGCCCCGACCCUCCCUGUCACUGCGCCCCAGCCAGGGGGUGUCCCUGGGGGAUCCUGUCACCCUGCGCUGCCACCUGCCCCACAUGGCUGCCUGGGUCUGGUUGUACCACGAAGAAGGUCGGUCGUACAACAAAGGGAAGAAGAAGGAGCAGGACGCGGCCGCGUUCUUUUUUGUUAGCACACUGCAGGAACACGCAGGUCGUUACUGGUGUCAGUACCGGGUGUCUGAGUCAGCCGAGUUGUCAGUGGAGAGUGACCCCGUGGAGCUGGUGCUGACAGAUCUCAGAUAUCCCCCAUGCAGAAUUUCCCUUCACCCUGAGCAACAUGUGGGAACUGGGACCAAUGUCACCAUCAGCUGCUGGAACAAGGACUACGGGGCCACCUUCCUCUUGCACAAGGAUGGGAGCUCAGAUCCUAUCCAGCGCCAGGAGUCCAGUGGUGGGGGCACAGCCACUUUCACCCUCUUUGGAGUGACCCCAGCUGACAGUGGCACUCUACAGGUGCUCCUAUCCGCCCCUGGCACUACGCCUUCAUUGUCCUCACCCCUUGGGGACAGCGUGAUGCUGGAGGUGACACCCACAGCUGCACCCCCAGGGACACCCAAACUCCCAGACCCCACAGGUACUGAGGAGCAGUCCCGUGCCAAUGUGGUGAUGGCACUGGUGAGGGGCUUUGUGGCUGCACUCGUCUUUGGCCUCGGAGUCUUCUUUGUCAUCGAUGCCCGCAGCCUCUGGAUACGGAGAGAUGACAACUGUGUCUCGCUGUCCCCAGGCUGCUCCUGCCUCAUGGCACCAAUGGCGGUGGCUCUGUGAGAGGUAGAUUGUGUUUUUGCAGUGGAAAUUUCCAGUAUUUCUGUAUGUAGCCCAGGAUAAGUGGCCUUUCCCAAAGAAAGUUGCUGAACAGAGUAAAGUUGAGAGUGGGGAGUUACGACCGAGGUAGAAUUGGCACAGGCACUAGGGUAAAGGUGAGAGUCAAAACGAGUGACAGUAUUGUCCUCGUAUCGCUAUAAAAAGUCCAGAACAUACCCAAAGGCAAU
Molecule: messenger RNA, 3136 nt
Organism: Gallus gallus (chicken)
Lineage: Eukaryota; Metazoa; Chordata; Aves; Galliformes; Phasianidae
Gene: CHIR5A5
Product: platelet glycoprotein VI-like
Exons: 5
Coding region: 1536-2912 (458 amino acids)
Source: RefSeq, a predicted model, not a curated record